GCACAAUCAGCUACUGCUCACCACUAUCACAGGGAUACGAGACUUGGGCUAUGACCAAAUCACCAUUGCUGGAGAUUUCAAUGCCCCAUCACUGAACCUUGGCUCGGGGUAUGCUUGGUUUACGUGGCGCGUAUCUAAAAGCCAGAUCGACCAUGAUGCAUACCUGGAACUCAGGAACCGGUGCAAUGCAAGAGGCAGGAGGGACAGGAGGUCAUUCCAGGCUAACUUUGCUAAAAAACUCCUGGCAAACCCCAAGAAUUUGUACCGAUUCAUGUCGGAAAGGAAACCAACCAACCAGGGGGCGUGCGCCUUAGUAGGCCAAAACGGUCAAUAUCUCACUAGUCUGGAGAUGGCUGAAACAUUUAGUUUAGCCUUCGCCAAACAGCUAAACAGCAAUGUGGGUAUUACCGUUACGGACCAAAAUGGUGGCAUGACUAUUUCACAGGAGGAAGACCAAAUAGCCACCCCCCAAAUAAACCCUGCAAUAGUACUGAGAAAGCUGCAGCGACUCAUACCUGGGAAGUCCCCAGGUUGUGAUGACAUCAGGCCAUCUGUUCUGAAACAGUGCGCCGAAGCUCUCUGUAGGCCUUUUGCGACUUGUUCCAACACUCCAUGGAAUCAGGGAAACUGCCAAAGCAAUGGAAAAGAAGCAUCCUUUCUCCGAUCUUCAAGGGUGGGGAUAGGCAAAAUCCCACAAGUUAUAGACCAGUAGCUCUACUCCCAGUGGUAUCGAAAGUACUGGAAAGUAUUAUUGAUGAUCACAUCAGGGAAUAUCUGGAUAGGUCUAAAAUACUCCAUGAAGCCCAACACGGUUUCAGGAAAGGGCGAUCCUGCGUCACUAACUUAUUAUCAGCUUGGGACGACUGGACAUCAUGCUGGGAUAUGAAUGUUCCAGUUCAUCUGAUCUUUCUAGACUUUGAGAAGGCAUUUGACACUGUUCACCAUGACCUUCUCCUACACAAAAUAAGCCAAGUAGGGUUAGGUAAACCACUUCUGUCAUGGUUGAAGGACUACCUAACUGAAAGGCAAUUUUGCACCAAGGUCAAUCGAGUUCGAUCAUCAUGGCACAGCUCGUCAUCAGGAGUGUCGCAGGGUUCUAUCCUGGGACCACUGAUGUUCUUGAUUUUUAUCAAUGAUUUACCAUGCCGUCUAAGCUGCCCGACUCUUCUAUACGCUGAUGACGUGAAGAUAUGGAGGGCGAUAAAGUGUCCGGAGGACUCAGAUAGACUGCAGGCAGAUCUAAGGCUUCUGGAAGACUGGGCGGUAGCCAGUGGCAUGACUUUCAACCUGAAAAAGUGCAAAGUAGUGAAGUUGCGCACCUGUAGACUGCAGAAUGCAAGUUACACCCUGUGCAAUGAAAGCUUGUCCUGCUCAACGUCGGAACGUGACUUAGGUCUAGUUCUAACGGAGAAAAUGGACACAAGCGUAAAUUACACGGGGGAUGUAGCGAGGGCAUAUGCGGUCAUACACUUUACACAUAGACAAUUAGAUGCACUCACUCCUGAGCUCUUUCUAAGGUUGUAUAAAACAUACGUCAGACCGCAUCUUGAAGUGCAUAAUAUCAUUGCACCCCCACUGCUUAAAAGAGACGCCAACCUUUUGGAAAGAGUCCAACGACGGGCAACAAAAGGAGUGGUUGGUCUCCGAAAUAAAUCAUAUGAUGAAAGGCUGAAGAAAUUAGGCCUAUUCACACUUAGUUACCAUCGUCUUAGGGGGGAUUUAAUUACUGCCUACAAAUUAACAAAUGAUCAGAAUCACCCAAACAAAGGUGUUCUGCCAUUGAGUAGGUAUAGGCUCCCUCGUGGAAAUCCUAGAAGGAUAGCUCAUCAGAGGGCAAGGACCCGGGUGCGCUCCCACUUCUUUUCCCUGCGGGUUUGCCGUCCCUGGAAUUCCUUACCGGCAGAUGUAGCUAUGGCACCAUCUGUGGACGCCUUUAAGCGAAGGCUGGACAACCACGCAGCGACACAAGGACUUCAUCCAAAUGGCCUAUCCCCUUAAAAUCGCAUACACCAUUCAAAGGUAGACAAUUAAACUGGUCGUUUUACUUCUUCACAUUCUCUUCAGUCUUACUCUCCUGACACCUUUAACUACACCUAUUAUUAUUAUUAUUACUAUUAUUAUUACUGGUAUAUAUAUACCGGUUGACUGACUGUUGUUACGUUUUCUUAUUCUUUUUAUGUCUGUUAGUCUGAAUACCUUUACUAAUUAUAUCUAUUAUUAUUAUUAUCUCCUUUCUAUUGACGACUAUACCGAAGGACCAACUGGUGAAAGGAUCAA
Trichobilharzia szidati is the source of this 2277-nucleotide messenger RNA. Lineage: Eukaryota; Metazoa; Platyhelminthes; Trematoda; Strigeidida; Schistosomatidae. The record is from the annotation of a GenBank genome assembly.